UUGCAGGUGAGCUAGACCCACUGCUUGGAGCAAUGAUGUAAAAACCAGCCCAAAUUGGCCUCCARAAGAACUCCAGACAUUGACACCUGCCAGUGAAACACUCUGAAAGCAGAAAACGCAGCAAUGAAGCGGUGCCUGCAUGUGCCUUGCUGCUAUUUUAGAGCAGAGGUGGUGAAAGGAGGAGCAAAGAGAACUACCACAGUGCCGGGCAGAAGCUUCCCUGCCACGAGGGCUGCAAGAGCCGCAGCGUUUGCCAGGCGUUUCCAGCCUGAUCCUUGCGGAGCAGCCGUUCCGUGCCCGAGUGGGAUGUUCCAGUACUUGUUUCUCUCUGCCUUCUUCCUUGCCCAGUUGCAGCCGGCGUCUUCGAUGGCUCUGGACCCCUGCUCCGCCUACAUCAGCCUCAACGAGCCCUGGCGCAACACGGAGCACCGCAUCAACGGCUCGCACGGGCAGCCCGCCUGCGACAGCCACGUGGCCGGCGAGUGGUACCGCUUCACGGGCAUGGCCGGCGACGCCAUGCCCACCUUCUGCAUCGCCGAGAACCACUGCGGCACCCACGCGCCCAUCUGGCUCAACGGGAGCCACCCGCGCCAGGCCGACGGCGUCGUGGCGCGCCAGGCGUGCGCCAGCUUCAACGGCGACUGCUGCCUCUGGAACAGCACCGUGGAGGUCAAGGCCUGCCCCGGCGGCUACUACGUGUACCGCCUGGCCAAGCCCAGCGUCUGCUUCCACGCCUACUGCGGACAUUUCUAUGACAUCUGCGACGUGGUGGAUUGCCAGGGCUCCUGCUUGGACACCGGCGACUGCGUUUGUUCCCCGGGGACGACGCUGGGACCUGAUGGACAGACCUGUCUUGAUGACAACGAGUGCGAGCAGGGCAACGGAGGCUGCAGCGAGCUGUGCGUCAACCUGAAGAACUCCUACCGCUGCGAGUGCGGCAUCGGGCGCACGCUGGCGCGCGACGGCAAAGCCUGCGAGGAAAUUGAAGGCUGUCACAACAACAACGGAGGCUGCAGCCACGGCUGCGUUGAGGUGGGAGACUCCUACCAGUGCGAGUGUCCGCGGGGCCUGGUCCUCUCCGAAGAUAAUCACACUUGCCAAGUCCCAGUGCUGUGCAAGUCCAGCUCUAUCGAGGUGAGCAUCCCGAAGGAGCUGGUGGGAGGCCUGGACCUCUCCCUCAUCAACACCUCCUGCAAAGGCGUCUCCAACGGCACUCACGUCAACAUCCACUUCUCCCUGAAGUCCUGCGGCACCAUCGUGGACGUAAUAAAUGACAAAAUCCUUGCCACCAACCUGGUGACGGGCCUGCCGAAGCAGACACCAGGCAGCAACGGGGACAUCAUCGUGCGCACGAGCAAGCUGCUCAUCCCGGUGACGUGCGAGUUCCCGCGCCGCUACACCAUUUCCGAAGGCUACGUGCCCAACCUCAGGAACUCCCCCUUGGAAAUCAUGGGCCGCAACCAAGGUGUCUUCCCCUUCACCCUGGAGAUCUUCAAAGACAAGGAGUUUGAGGAGCCCUACAGGGACUCCCUUCCCACGCUCAAGCUGCGGGACUCGCUGUAUUUCGGCAUCGAGCCCUUGGUACAUGUCAGCGGCCUGGAGACCCUGGUUGAGAGCUGCUUUGCCACCCCCACCUCGAAAAUUGAUGAGAUCUUGAAGUACUACCUAAUUCAAGAUGGCUGCGUUUCUGAUGAUUCAGUGAAACAGUACACGUCGAAGGACCAUCUUGCCAAGCACUUCCAGGUCCCCGUCUUCAAGUUUGUGGGCAAAGACAACAAGGAAGUUUUCCUGCACUGCCGCAUCCUCGUGUGCGGGGCGCUGGACGAGAGCUCCCGCUGUGCCCAGGGCUGCCGCAGGCGGAUGCGCAGGGCAGCCCGCACGGACCAGGAGGAUGAGGAGGCWCCCAGCCAUGUCCUCACAGGGGGGCCCAUCAGAAUCGACCUGGACGAUUAGCACCCGCUUGCUCCGCCUGACGGCGACCGUCUGUAUCCGACCCCUCCUUCCGUGGGCCUCUGAGAAAUGAGGCGUUUGUGGAAGCCCCAUGUGAACCUCCUCCAGACUUGUUUCUCCGAAGGCCUCAUGCUCUUUUUGUGGUGUCUUAGGCACGUGAGGCAGAGUAACUCAGUCCUGCCUGCCUGCAGUGUAAUAAGUGUUUCCUCCCGCAUUUUUCACAUCAGUAUUUUCUCU
Nothoprocta perdicaria is the source of this 2187-nucleotide messenger RNA. RefSeq names its product oncoprotein induced transcript 3 (gene OIT3). The transcript has 10 exons. Gene Ontology annotation, molecular function: calcium ion binding. NCBI's taxonomy places the organism in Eukaryota, Metazoa, Chordata, Aves, Tinamiformes, Tinamidae. Bases 124 to 1953 code for a protein of 609 amino acids. The record is from RefSeq and is a predicted model, not a curated record.